AGGGGGCGCCCGCCGCCGGCGGCGCGUCGGAUUACGAACCGAGCCACCCGCGGGCGCCGCCGCGAGCGAGAUGGAGGCCGCCGGCCUGCGGCUGCGCGCGCUCGGCCACCACCGCCACUACUGCGGCGGCGGAUUCAAACGCGGCUGGCUCGAGGCCGCUCGGGGCGAGCGGCGCCGCCGAGCGGGCGGGGCCUCCUGCUCCCCAGCUCUCUGCUCCCUCGCUGCGAGCGGGAAUGGCAAUGGCGCUGCUGUUGGGCCAGUGGGGAGCGGCGCGGAGGUGGCGUGCGCCAGGAGGAUGCUUCAUGUCGUGCUGGUUUCGCCGCUGAUCCCAGGAAAUACAGGGUCCAUUUCAAGGACGUGUGCUGCGUCUGCAGUAGGUCUGCAUCUUGUUGGGCCAUUAGGUUUCAAGUUAGAUGACACGAAAUUGAAGCGGGCAGGAUUGGAUUAUUGGCCAUAUGUUGUUGUCAAGAUUCAUGACUCCUGGGAUGACUUCCGUGAUUAUUUCAUUAAGCAGGAAGGAGAAAAAAGGCUGCUGGCAUUUACCAAAAGAGGAACAAGCAUUCAUUCAGAUUUCUCAUACAAGCCAGGGGACUGGCUAGUAUUUGGUUCUGAAACUAAAGGAUUACCUCAAGAAGCCCAUGAGGAUUGCUGUAGAGAAGGCCUAGGCGGUGGAACCAUCCGAAUUCCCAUGGUGGAAACAUAUGUCCGGUGCCUGAACCUAUCUGUCAGCGUUGGAAUCGCCGUGUAUGAAGCCGCCAGACAGCUGAACUACGAACAGCUCCAGUAUCAACCUGAGCUCCCGGAAGCACAGGAACUAUUCCCAGCAGAGGAUAUUUACGCUUGAAAAAAAAAACUUCAAUCUAAAGAACAACUUGAUAGAACACGCAUAUAGUAGAAAGGCUAUUGAGUUUUCUACCAUUUGCUCUUGACAAAUGAGCGUAUGAUUGAGUUGGAGGACCACACGGGAUUCUGUUGCAAAUCAAUUCCAAACCGAUUCUUUGUCGAGGUGCCCUUCACAUGCUCAUUCAAAAUGUGUACUAGACUUGCCGGCUCUAUGAAAGAAUGGUGUUAGUUUUUUAUGAACCUGCCGUCAGAAGAUUAUUAGAGUAUGACAAGAUGGGGCCUCUUUCUGACUUUUUUUGUGUACUGGUUUACUGAACCAUAAGCUUGUUAAUUGCAUGCAUUGCAUC
Molecule: messenger RNA, 1190 nt
Organism: Panicum virgatum (switchgrass)
Lineage: Eukaryota; Viridiplantae; Streptophyta; Magnoliopsida; Poales; Poaceae
Product: putative tRNA (cytidine(34)-2'-O)-methyltransferase
Exons: 7
Coding region: 71-844 (257 amino acids)
Biological process (GO): wobble position cytosine ribose methylation; wobble position uridine ribose methylation
Molecular function (GO): RNA methyltransferase activity; RNA binding
Source: RefSeq, a predicted model, not a curated record